AUGGACACGUCUACUAAGACUCUACUAACAGGUACAAUGCAGUCCACCCCUGGUGAUCAGAACGCGAGUCGGAGACCGAAUCAAGCGGGAUUCAUAGCCUACGUCAUCGUUAUGACCGUUAUUGUGCUGGUAGGAUUCGUGGGCAAUGUUCUCACAAUUCUGGUCUUACGGCGCCGAGAGCAUAAAAACAAGGUCAUAACUCCGCUGAUGAUCAACCUCGCUGUUGCUGAUAUUAUUAUCAUCGUCUUUGGUUACCCCGUGAUUGCAGCCUCCAACUUCACCGAUCACAACGUUCUUGAAAACCAAUCUCUGUGUAUAUGGUCCGGAUUCAUAAACGGUGCCGUGGGAAUCGCGACAAUAGCCUGCCUGACAAUGAUGAGUUUUGCAAUGUUGCACAGCUUCAGUAAAGUCGGUAGACCGCGAAGAGUUCCAACUAAGAAAAUGGCUGGCAUGAUCAUUUUCACGUGGCUGUACGGAGUGACUGCCAUGUUUCCGCCGUUAGUGGGCUGGAACGAGUUCGUUCCCGGGACUUCUGGGAUCAGUUGUUGUCCAAAUUGGCUGCCCGAAACAAAAUCGGGAACAGCAUACAACGUUCUGCUGGUUUUUGUCGGCUUCUUUUUUCCGCUGAGUAUCAUCGUGGUUUGUUACAAAAGAAUUUACAGGUUAGCUGAAAGUUAAUGAGAUUUUAGUGAAAGAAAAAUAUUUCAACAAGUAACUCCCAAACUGUCAAAUUAUAUAGAUAAAAAGUAUUGCGAUACUCGCGCUGACGUCACCCAUUGAUAUUAAUAAACCUCGUUCCCAGGGUCCUCUCCUUCUCGGAGUAGGAGAGGACACUGGAAACGAGGCUGUGAUAUUUAUGUGCCAAACAGAAGCGCAUUGGUUCUUGAAACAAAAGGAUAUUUUGCUUCACUCGUUACACAAUUAUAUAACAAAACAGUUCAUCGCCGGCUAUAAUAACAAAACAGCAAAGAAAUAAACGUGUCGUGUGUUUGUCAAGUGGAGGAUUUAAUGAAACACAGAAGAAAAGUCAUUAAAACAAUGAAGAUAUAUUGAUACAGGGUUAUCGCUACCUAAAGAAAUAUUAAACAAUUAUUGGAUGAGAUUUUUUUUGUGAUGUUGGGAAUGAUCAAGGUCGACGGCUCAGCUGAUAACACUUACUAAGACCUUGAAUAUUCCCGAUAUCACAAAAACUAUUCCAAUGAUAGUUCAGUUUUGAAUUCGUCGAGGCUGCUGCUGAAGCACUGAAGACUCACUUAUACAGGGUAAGCCUCGACCAAGGUAAAAUAUAGUCACAAAUUCCAGUUUGAAGAAGACCUGUGUAAAACUGUGUCUAUUGUUUAAAACUCAAAUUCAGGCACCCUCUUGCUGGUAUUUGGGAAUAUUUUACUUGAGGUCGAAGUUAGCCCUGUAUAAAUGAGUCUUCAGUGCUUCUAUUCAGGGGCCGAGACGAAAUCGAAAUUGGACUAUUGUUUUAUUAUACAUUGGUCAGAAGAAAACGAAGGACAAAAAUAGCUAGUAUCGCAUGGAACACAGUUUGACAUUGCUCUUAGAAAUCAUGCUUUACACACGCAACCUACAGAUUAUUCAGAAAUCUGCUGACAAAUAACUUACAAAUCAGGACAUUGCGCUGAUUUCCCAAAAAAAUACUAAGAGAAUUUGCUUACAGAUCAAGUAAUCUUCCCCGGCUUUAGGAGAUCUUGUGAACUUUCUUCUUAUGUAAGUAUAUUGUAAGAAGAAAGUUGAAUAAUAUUAUGUUUGUCACUUUUAGGACUUAAGAGACCGGGAUUUUGCUUUAAGACAGGUUUGACUCGUGGGUAGUUAAACACGCAACAUCACUUUUCAACUCGUUUGCAGCAAUGUUGCAAAACACGUUGCACGUUUUGGUUGUCCGUUUUACCGUGCCUUAAGGCCAAUUUUGUUUAUAUUUAGUCAUGUUUUGAUACUUUGUGGAGGUUUGUUUGGCCGAAUGGUUAACACCUCGGAUUCCGGAUCUGGAGGUCCGGGGUUCAAGCCACGCCCGUUGCGUUGUUUCCUUAGACAAGGAACUUUACUCCACUUUGUCUCUUUUCACCCAGGUGUAUAAAUGGGUACCGGCGACAUACUCCUGGGGGGUAACCCUGCGAUGGACUAGCAUCCCGUCCAGGGAGGAGUAGCAAAACUCCUAGGUGCUUCAUGCUAAUGAAAUCUGGAUAAGCACCGGCCGUUUGAGCCUUUGGUUCUUGUGGACCUUUACCUUACCUUUUAUCUAUGUUUUGAUACUGUAGGUUAGUCAAGACACAGCCACCCCAGUCAGGGAACAUUGCAAUCCAGGCCAGUAGAAAAAGAUCCCAAAUGAAACUUGUACGCAUGACCGCCAUGGCAAUCGCCGCUUUCGUUCUUAGCUGGUCGCCAUAUUGUUUAGUGAGCAUCAUCGCUACCAUCCGGGGUAGUACGGUGCUAUCCCCUGGUGAGGCGGAAGUCCCAGAUCUGUUAGCCAAGGCCUCGGUUAUCUACAAUCCAAUUGUUUAUACCGUUAUGAAUGACAGGUUCCGUAUAACUCUCUGGCAAAUUGUGCGCUGGCGCGGUUCAUGUUCCGGUGAGAUUGACGUUAAACCAGCGAGACAUUCUUCCUCGGAAGAACAACAAAAUAGUAGUUCUUUAAGAAAAGGGACGACCUCCAAGGAAGAUGACAAGUGAUCGAGGGAUAUUGAACCCUAUUACGCUAAAAGGACAAUGUGCUUCAACUCACCACAACAAAUUGAUCUCUAUUGAAGAAUACCACCCACAUGGGUAUCAAAGCGGAUUAUACAGUAUUCAAAGUGAUAGCUUGAGUUGUUGACUGUAGAAAUUGGUCAUGUCUCUUUUGAGUUUCUAUACUUCCUGAGUUGCAGAUGAAAUAAGGAAAUGCUGCCGGACGCACAGUAAAAUGUUGCUUGUACUAUUGCAAGUAAUGCUACUUUACGGCAUGUGUGUCCAGCUCAGUAAAAUCUCAUCACUGUAAAUUAGGCGCAACAAAUAUUGAGGUGUUUCUGUUUUCUGCAACAUUGCGCGCAAUGGAUUUUUAGUGUGUUAUCUUUUCCAACAUUGGGGACGACAAAUUUCAGUGUGUGUCUACCUUCUGCGACAUUGCGCGUGAAAAAUUUCAUCGUGUGUCUAUCUCCUGCAAUAUGAGCGCAAUGAAAUCUCAUCGUGUGUCUGCCUUCUACAACACUGCACGCCAGUUUCAUCGCGCCGAUCUUGAAAAAAGGUCGCAACAAAUCUUUAUCGCUAACCUUGUACAUCAUUGCGCACAACAAAAUUUCAGUGGUGUCUACCUUCUGCAANAUGAAAUCUCAUCGUGUGUCUGCCUUCUACAACACUGCACGCCAGUUUCAUCGCGCCGAUCUUGAAAAAAGGUCGCAACAAAUCUUUAUCGCUAACCUUGUACAUCAUUGCGCACAACAAAAUUUCAGUGGCGUCUACCUUCUGUAACAUUGCACGCUACAGUUUUUCAAACUCCAACUAUCUGCAUGUUUCUGCCUCAGUCAGUUCUUUUAGUUGUGCAUUUCAGUGAAAUAAGUGUUUUAUUAUCACAGCUGGUAGGUUUGAUUUUGCGUCUUGACAUAUAAAAUGUUAAUUGUAAUUAAGCCAUACACUUAUGACUAUGGCUAUUAUUUCUACAGAAUAGUUUGCCGACAGAUCUACCCUGUCUUAAACCAGACUCAAUCUGAGUACUGUUUAACAAUGACAUGUAAAUAUUCCACGUGAGAAAGUGUUUUAAUUAUUAAAUAAUGGAAAUAAGUAAACAGAUUAUUACGUUUUCAAAACGGUUUUAUAUAAAGUUUAUAUUUGUUUGAAAAAAACGGAAACUGUUUGUUCUGACUUGUGUUCAUCAACUGAUUCACAUUAAGUGUUGUUUCACAGCUAAAGCGGUUAAGUUUAUUAAUUUUAUUCACUUUAUUAAGCUUUUAAGGCAAAAUCAGAUUAAAAUAGCCUUUUCAAGUUUUUAAACGAAAGUAGAUGUAACAUUUUUGUGUUCCAAAGAAGAAUUCCAAUAGAGAGGAGAGGAAGUCAUUACGUCACGUUACCAUUUGAGCAAUAUUUCUGGAUCUCAACAAACCUUGGUCCUGCAAAUGUGGCAGAAGAAUACGAAAAAAUUGGUUUGUAUGACUUUCCUGUGCAUGAUUUGCUCUCGGGAACGAAACCGAAGUCCAUAUUUUUCUUCCACCGUUCGACAAUGCAAAUGGCCACCUCUACCAUAUUAACUUGACGUCACACUUCUCCUCUCUAUAAACCUUUCACCUGUAUCUGUGUCUUGAAGCCCUUUAGGCCCCUGUACCCCCAGACCGAUACAUCAAUAAAGCAUUUUCCGUUAGGUGAACAAUUUAUCAAUUCUUUAUUCUUGAGUAUGUAUCGAAAAUUGAUGAUGUCACCAUUAGCCAUGUUCUUAACGAGCGGAGAACUGGUUACGACUUAUGACCGCGAAGGCUCUGGAGAUCGUUUGGAGGGACAGUUAAAACAUGGCGGAUAGCUACGCAGUAAGCCACCUGUUGAAGACAGACUAAACGGACUGUUGAAGAAUACAUACCUGGUGCAUCAUCAGUUUGGAACACAGUACUUGUAAAGCGCCAUGCUUGUUGACCUUCAUGCUGGCCCUCCAGACGAUCCCAAGAAGAUUUUUGGUCACAUAUUGUACCCAGUUUUUCACUCGACAUGGCGAAUUGGGUCUAAAACGCUUAAAUUUCAAGUUACGUUUCUACCUUUAUUGCCUACGAAAUUAUGGGUGAAACAUGCCAUUUUGGCGCCCAUCAACAGCAAAAUGAUAGAUUAUGAAAACGUUAGUUUCGAAAAAAACUUCUUCGGUGGGCCUGAAAGCGAAAAUUUGGCUUCAUCAAGAGAUUUGAUACAAAAGAUUGACAGCCUGACAUACCAAGCGCUCAAGUCCGAGCUGAGAGGGCCUUGGGAGUGUCAUGGUUCGUGAACACUGGCAGUUGUGGUUUUAAAGUGUGAGUUACUUCUUUGUCAUUCAUUUAUUUGCCCAUGCACAGAGUUAUUACAGAAAAACAAGAUAAUAAUUAUACCUGGGCAGGAGAUCUCAGCAACCCUUUUAGGCUUUACGAGGAGAGCUGCUGGAUAAGUUUACGACAAUGAUUUUAUUUUUAAGAUAAUAAAAUGGACAUAGCUGUGUUACGAGGAUUAUAGUAAUUGGAGAACUAACUAAAACUAAUAGUUCAUGUAAAUAAUUUUCUUAUUUGAGGAGAAAAUGAGUUUUCAUUUUUUUCCUGAAUAAAUUGAUUGUCUUGAUUUCUUUGAUAGCAUUUCUUUGAUUUAUUUUACUGACUGUUUUUGGUAGCUGGUUCGUGCUUGGAAGUUGUGAACAUUGGAGUUUGAUCUUGUGUUGUAUUGAUAAAUGCAUUUGUUCAGACAAAGAAAUCAUUGAAAGGUGAUGAUCGGUUCUUAUUGAAGUAUGGAAACUUGAACAAAGCAAUGGUUUCAUUGUUUAUAUCAUCUGGAGGUAAAAUCCAUAGUUCUUUGAAGUAUAUUCUUGAAAUUUUGAAAAAGUGAUUAAUAUAAUGAUAAUUUUUUUUGUAGCCUUCUUAUUGGUUCCAUUCUUGUUGUGUACGUAUUCCCGAUGCAAUGUUACCAUAAAUUACAUAUCGAUAGAUCAAUGCGUAAUAUAGGUCACUGCACGUGAUGUAUUAUCGACCAUUUGAUAGGUCAACGGGUUAUAAAUUAUUAAUGAGUUUUUGAAUGAAUGACCAACAAAACAUCCGAAAAGAUAAUAUAACAUGAAUACUCUAUCUCAUCACGAUGGAACCGUUCCGUCAACGUAUAGGUGGUUUUCAUGCAAUCUCGGGAGACACUAAUAACAAUGGUGAAAUGAACAAAUGCUGGUGGACAAACAAAGCGAGCUAAUGAGCGAUCUUUUGUUUACCGUCCACCAGCAUGACGGCGAUGACGUAACGUGAAAACCACCUAUAGCUACGUGAUAUAUAGAUUUAGCCAGGGCUAAAAGCGAAGCUCUGGUUAAUAGUACGUGUAAAAAAAAAUAUUAAAUCGUGUAAUGCUAAACGGGGACAACGAAAAUGGUUUCAAGACUAAUACAUGUAAUUAGCAAAAAACAAAUUUGCACGUGCAGCACCCUUUUUUUGUCUUUCCCUUGCCGUUGUUUUGCACGACUACAGCGCUGUUUUGUACGACUAAAACGUCAAACUUCCUAGUUGCACAUUAUUUUUAUGGAGAAAUUGUCUUAUGUGCUUACCCAAUAUUUUGUUUCCUGUGUUCAUGUUCGCUUUUAUUUUUCACUGCCGCUCAUUUUCACCUUGCUGGCCGCCAGCCUUUUUCAUUUUUUCACCGCGGCUUUGAAUUUCUAUGUUUUUCUUCCUACGAAAUUCGUCUCCUUUGUUUUUAAUAACCCGCUCUAGCUCUUUCUCUGUUAUCCACGUUACUUAGUGUAGACAUAAAAAAUAACACCGAAAAAGACACGACUUUGUUGUUGUCCGGGCGGCCAUGUGAUUUCCUUCCAAAUAAAACCUUGAGUUGCAUUUGGGUUACCAUACCUGUUGAUUGAGUUAUUUUACAUUGGUAUGCCUGUGGUGCAGACGGACGGUCGCUCGCUUGCUCGCUCGGUGUACGGUCACGUGAUUACCAAAUUUUCUCGGAUGGGUAGUUUACCACAUUUCCUUAGCGGUAAGUAUUGGCCUACCGCGUGGAGCUCCGAUAUUAAUCGCCGCAUCGAUCACACAAAACACGAAGUUUAUAUUAGCUUUUAGUUUACUAGUUAACGCACAGUUUACGCAUCUUUACUUAGCCACCUUGUUAAAUUAAAUACGUCUUAAUUUUACUUUAAUGACAGCAAACAUGUGUCAGAUAUGGUUGCAUUUUAAGUUGCCGGAACGUGAAUUUAAAGGUCUGUUGAACAAUGCACGAGAGAGAACAAAGUAUAUUUACGGAAUUAGUUUACCACAGUUUUAAAAAAAAUCAGCUCUUGUUUAAACUUCUUAAAACACAAGUGCGCCGCGUACUUCCAAAUGAAAGUCAAUGUCUAAAUACCAAUUAUUGACGUUUCAUUUGUACACCCCUGAAAAAUAUGAUUUUCUAUACUUCACUUUGAAGAAGGUCAAACAUAAUUCUACUGGCCUUUAGGGAGGGGAGAAGUCACGGGUGCCCUCGCAAAACCCCCCCCCCCCCCCCCCCAACCCCCGCCCCCCCCUUUCUCUAUUAAAAAAUAUUAAUAUUUAGAUUAUUCACCUUUUUUUUUCAAUAAAAAAAUAAAACAAACACUCACCCCAAUCCAGCCCGAACUAAAACGACAAACAUAAUAAUAACAAUCACCAACAAAAAACAACAAAAACAGAAUGAAAUCUCAUCGUGUGUCUGCCUUCUACAACACUGCACGCCAGUUUCAUCGCGCCGAUCUUGAAAAAAGGUCGCAACAAAUCUUUAUCGCUAACCUUGUACAUCAUUGCGCACAACAAAAUUUCAGUGGUGUCUACCUUCUGCAACAUUGCAUGCUACAGUUUUUCAAACUUCAACUAUCUGCAUGUUUCUGCCUCAGUCAGUUCUUUUAGUUGUGCAUUUCGGUGAAAUAAGUGUUUUAUUAUCAUAGCUGGUAGGUUUGAUUUUGCGUCUUGACAUAUAAAAUGUUAAUUGUAAUUAUGCCAUACACUUAUGACUAUGGCUAUUAUUCCUACAGAAUAGUUUGCCGACAGAUCUACCCUGUCUUAAACCAGACUCAAACUGAGUACUGUUUAACAAUGACAUGUAAAUAUUCCAAGUGAGAAAGUGUUUUAAUUAUUAAAUAAUGGAAAUAAGUAAACAGAUUAUUACGUUUUUAAAAAGGGUUUAUAUAAAGUUUAUAUUUGUUUGAAAAAAAACGGAAACUGUUUGUUCUGACUUGUGUUCAUCAACUGAUUCAAAAGCGAUUAAGUUAAUUAAGUUUAUUCACUUUAUUAAGCUUUUAAGGCAAAAUCAGAUUAAAAUAGCCUUUUCAAGUUUUUAAACGAAAGUAGGUGUAACAUUUUUGUGUUCCAAGGAAGAAUUCCAAUAGAGAGGAGAGGAAGUCAUUACGUCACGUUACCAUUUGAGCAAUAUUUCUGGAUCUCAACAAACCUUGGUCCUGCAAAUGUGGCAGAAGAAAACGAAAAAAUUGGUUUGUAUGACUUUCCUGUGCAUGAUUUGCUCUCGGGAACGAAACGGAAGUCCAUAUUUUUCUUCCACCGUUCGACAAUGCAAAUGGCCACCUCUACCAUAUUAACUUGACGUCACACUUCUCCUCUCUAUAAACCUUUCACCUGUAUCUGUGUCUUGAAGCCCUUUAGGCCCCAGUACCCCCAGACCGAUACAUCAAUAAAGCAUUUUCCGUUAGGUGAACAUUUUAUCAAUUCUUUAUUCUUGAGUAUUUAUCGAAAAUUGAUGAUGUCACCAUUAACCAUGUUCUUAACGAGCGGAGAACUGGUUACGACUUAUGACCGCAAAGGCUCUGGAGAUCGUUUGGAGGGACAGUUAAAACAUGGCGGAUAGCUACGCAGUAAGCCCCCUUUUGAAGACGGACUAAACGGACUGUUGAAGAAUACAUACCUGGUGCAUCAUCAGUUUGGAACACAGUACUUGUAAAGCGCCAUGCUUGUUGACCUUCAUGCUGGCCCUCUAGACGAUCCCGAGAAGAUUUUUGGUCACAUAUUGUACCCAGUUUUUCACUCGACAUGGCGAAUUGGGACUAAAACGCUUAAAUUUCAAGUACGUUUGUACCUUUAUUGCCUACGAAAUUAUGGGUGAAACAUGCCAUUUUGGCGCCCAUCAACAGCAAAAUGAUAGAUAAUGAAAAGGUUAGUUUCGAAAAAAACUUCUUCGGUGUGCCUGAAAGCGAAAAUUUGGCUUCAUCAAGAGAUUUGAUACAAAAGAUUGACAACUUGACAUACCAAGCGCUCAAGUCCCAGCUGAGAGGGCCUUGGGUGUGUCAUGGUUCGUGAACACCGGCAAUUUUGGUUUUAAAGUGUGAGUUACUGCUUUGUCACUUUGUCAUUCAUUUAUUUGCCCAUGCACAGAGUUAUUACAGAAAAACAAGAGAAUAAUUAUACAUGAGCAGGAGCUCUCAGCAACCCUUUUAGGCUUUACGAAGAGAGCUCCUGGAUACGUUUACGACAAUGACUUUAUUUUUAACAUAAUAAAAUGUACAUAGCUGUGUUACGAGGAUUAUAGUAAUUGGAGAACUGACUAAAACUAAUAGUUCAUGUAAAUAAUUUUCUUAUUCGAGGAGAAAAUGAGUUUUCAUUUUUUUCCUGAAUAAAUUGAUUGUCUUGAUUUCUUUGAUAGGAUUUCUUUGAUUUAUAUUACUGACUGUCUUUGGUAGCUGGUUCGUGCUUGGAAGUUGUGAACAUUGGAGUUUGAUCUUGUGUUGUAUUGAUAAAUGCAUUUGUUCAGACAAAGAAAUCAUUGAAAGGUGAUGAUCGGUUCUUAUUGAAGUAUGGAAACUUGAACAAAGCAAUGAUUUCAUUGUUUAUAUCAUCUAGAGGUAAAAUCCAUAGUUCUUUGAAGUAUGUUCUUGACAUUUUGAAAAAGUGAUUAAUAUACUUAUAAUUUUUUUUGUAGCCUUUUUAUUGGUUCCAUUCUUGUUGUGUACGUAUUUGCCGGUGCAAUGUUACCAUAAAUUAGAUAUCGAUAGAUCAAUGCGUAAUAUAGGUCACUGCAGGUGAUGUAUGAUCGACCANGACUUUAUUUUUAACAUAAUAAAAUGUACAUAGCUGUGUUACGAGGAUUAUAGUAAUUGGAGAACUGACUAAAACUAAUAGUUCAUGUAAAUAAUUUUCUUAUUCGAGGAGAAAAUGAGUUUUCAUUUUUUUCCUGAAUAAAUUGAUUGUCUUGAUUUCUUUGAUAGGAUUUCUUUGAUUUAUAUUACUGACUGUCUUUGGUAGCUGGUUCGUGCUUGGAAGUUGUGAACAUUGGAGUUUGAUCUUGUGUUGUAUUGAUAAAUGCAUUUGUUCAGACAAAGAAAUCAUUGAAAGGUGAUGAUUGGUUCUUAUUGAAGUAUGGAAACUUGAACAAAGCAAUGAUUUCAUUGUUUAUAUCAUCUAGAGGUAAAAUCCAUAGUUCUUUGAAGUAUGUUCUUGACAUUUUGAAAAAGUGAUUAAUAUACUUAUAAUUUUUUUUGUAGCCUUUUUAUUGGUUCCAUUCUUGUUGUGUACGUAUUUGCCGGUGCAAUGUUACCAUAAAUUAGAUAUCGAUAGAUCAAUGCGUAAUAUAGGUCACUGCAGGUGAUGUAUGAUCGACCAUUUGAUAGGUCAAUGGGUUAUAAAUUAUUAAUGAGUUUUUGAAUGAAUGACCAACAAACAUCCGAAAAGAUAAUAUAACAUGAAUACUCUAUCUCAUCACGAUGGAACCGUUCCGUCAACGUAUAGCUACGUAAUAUAUAGAUUUAUCCAGGGCUAAAAGCGAAGCUCUGGUUAAUAAUACGUGUAAAAAAAAUAUUAAAUCGUGUAAUGCUAAACGGGGAAAAUAGGGCCAUUUAUACGAGGAAUUAUAAGACGCGUCUUACAUAAGACGCGAACUGUACCAUUUAUACGAGCAUGUCUUAUCUAAUAAGACGCGUCUUAGCUAAGGCGCGUCUUAUCUUAGACGAAAUGUGCCGUUUAUACGGAAAGUUCGCGCCUUAUUUAAGACGAGUCUUAUGUAAGACGCGUCUUAUUUUUCCUCGUAUAAAUGGCCCUAAUGAAAAUGGUUACAAGACUAAUAUAUCUAAUUAGCAAAAAACAAAUUGCAAGUGCAGCACCCUUUCCCUCUAAUUAGCAAAAAACAAAUUUGCACGUGCAGCACGCUUUUUUGUCUUUCCCUUGGCGUUGUUUUGCACGACUACAACGCUGUUUUGUACGACUAAAACGUCAAACUUCCUAGUUACACAUUAUUUUUAUGGAGAAAUUGUCUUAUGUGCUUACCCAGUAUUUUGUUUCCUGUGUUCAUGUUCGCUUUUAUUUUUCACUGCCGCUCAUUUUCACCUUGCUGGCCGCUAGCCUUUUUCAUUUUCUCACCGCGGCUUUGAAUUUCUAUGUUUUUCUUCCCACGAAAUUCGUCUCUUUGUUUUUAAUAACUCGCUCUAGCUCUUUCUCUGUUAUCCACGUUACUUAGUGUAGACAUAAAAAAUAACGCCGAAAAAGACACGACUUUGUUGUUGUCCGGGCGGCCAUGUGAUUUCCUUCCAAAUAAAACCUUGAGUUGCAUUUGGGUUACCAUACCUGUUGAUUGAGUUAUUUUACUUUGGUAUGCCUGUGGCGCGGACGGACGGUCGCUCGCUCGCUCGCUCGCUCGGUGUACGGUCACGUGAUUACCAAAUUUUCUGGGAUGGGUAGAUUACCACAUUUCCUUAGCGGUAAGUAUUGGCCUACCGCGUGGAGCGCCGCUAUUAAUCGUCGCAUCGAUCACACAAAACACGAAGUUUAUAUUAGCUUUUAGUUUACUAGUUAACGCACAGGUUACGCAUCUUUACUUAGCCACUUGUUAAAUUAAAUACGUCUUAAUUUUACACUUUAAUGACAGCAAAUAUGUAUCAGAUAUGGUUGCAUUUAAGUUGCCGGAACGUGAAUUUAAAGGUCUGUUGAACAUUGCACGAGAGAGAACAAAGUAUGUUUUUACUUUACGGAAUUAAUAUACCACAGUUUUAAAAAAAAUCAGCUCUUGUUUAAACUUCUUAAAACACAAUUACGCCGCGUACUUCCAAAUGAAAGUCAAUGUCUAAAUACCAAUUAUUAACGUUUCAUUUGUACACCUCUGAAAAAUAUGUUUUUCUAUACUUCACUUUGAAGAAGGUCAAACAUAAUUCUACUGACCUUUAGGGAGGGAAGAAGUCACGGGUGCCCUCGCACCCCCUCCCCCCCAACAGGUUCCAGAGGUCCACUUUUUUAAAUAUAUAAAAUUGUUCUAGAGAGGCCUUAAACUGCUGUUUCAAAAGUAAAAUCUAAAAUCCAAGCUUUCGCCGAUCAACGGCAUUGAUCAGAAAUGAGAAAAUAUUCCGCGCGCGCUAUAUAUAUGCAAAGAAAGUGUGGGGUGAAAUGUGUAAAGGAUAUGACGUAUGUAUGAAAGCUAUAGAGUGUUUUCACUCACGUGGCCAGCAUCUAUGCAAAUUUAUUGGAACAAAAGAAAGCGUUUGCAUGAGAAAAGAAUUCAACUCCUAGAGGAUUGGUUUGGGACACCAACAUGGCGGCCGUUUCAUUGUUUUGGGACACCAAUAUGGCCGCCGUGACGUCAUGUGAAAACACUGUAUAGAAAUAAACUGUGGCAUGGAAUACAAAGCCGUCUAAUGAUGGAGUGUCUCUAAACAAAGGACCUCUAAAAGCAGUUUAAGGCCUCACUAGAACAAUUUUAUAUUUUUAAUUAUGCUGCUGAAGGACAACAUGAACAGAUUAUGUCCACUUUUUUGUUGAUCAAAAAUUAAAGCAACGUGAAUUUAGAGUAUUGUUCUAUCCCAAUUCACUGAUCCAGCUGCUGUUUGUGUAGUAAAAUUGAAAAUACUGUGAAAGAGCUCNUGUCUCUAAACAAAGGACCUCUAAAAGCAGUUUAAGGCCUCACUAGAACAAUUUUAUAUUUUUAAUUAUGCUGCUGAAGGACAACAUGAACAGAUUAUGUCCACUUUUUUGUUGAUCAAAAAUUAAAGCAACGUGAAUUUAGAGUAUUGUUCUAUCCCAAUUCACUGAUCCAGCUGCUGUUUGUGUAGUAAAAUUGAAAAUACUGUGAAAGAGCUCAUAAACCUGACUCACCCGUUCCACAAAACGUGUUUUAGCCUUUGUUUGGGGACUUGGUAUACCGACAAGGUGUUUACCCCUUGCUAAUAUGUCACUUGCUCCUUCAUUCUGUCCUAAACUGGUAAAGUCUGUUUUGGAGGAUUCGUAGUGUGGAUUUAGUAAAUGUUUCUUUCACUGAGACGCGCGUCAUGUGGUCUUGUGCUGUACAGUAAUUUCAUGUAGUUUCUUAGUUAUCUUUCCGCUAUCAGAAAUUGACCUCUGAUCGCUAGCUGUAAGUGUUAGUAUUUUCCUUUCUCACUUUUAAAAGCGGCCCAACAACCUUUAGGAUUUGGUUCCAUAGGUUUCUGCAAAGUGUUGGUUCUGAAUUGUCAUUUUAACAGUAUGACAGGGUAUGAGAUUCCCUGCUAUAGUUUUGACAUAUUGGACCCAGCAUUUUUGGGUUGUUUGCAAGAUAUUAGAGACCUUAAGAUUUGAGGACGGCGUCUUCUUCUAGAACGUCACGGCAUAUAAAGGCCUGGGGUGAGAACGCCGUUCUUUGCGCGGGAAAUUAGACUUAAGAAAAGAUAAACAAGACGCGAACUUUCUCCAGCGCGUUGGUCGAGAAUGGCGUCCUUCAGGAAAGCGCGGGACGAGCUUCUUGUAAGUUUUUGCGAGGAAAUCAUCAAUGAGGAUGAGUUUCUCUUGUUGUAUGAUGUCAACAAGUCGAAAAAUCCAGAGUAUCCUUAUUGGAAUUAUGAAAGAUUUACGUUGCAAGAUAAAAGUGAGGCUGAUUGUAAGACAUUAUUCCUCUCUUUGUUGAUGUUCUUGGCUUACCUGACGAAAUAAAGUGUAAACAAGGA
Messenger RNA from Porites evermanni, 13528 nucleotides. The record is from the annotation of a GenBank genome assembly. NCBI's taxonomy places the organism in Eukaryota, Metazoa, Cnidaria, Anthozoa, Scleractinia, Poritidae.